Messenger RNA from Penicillium subrubescens, 933 nucleotides. Its product is annotated as velvet factor family protein. The record is from RefSeq and is a predicted model, not a curated record. Lineage: Eukaryota; Fungi; Ascomycota; Eurotiomycetes; Eurotiales; Aspergillaceae. The coding region runs from base 1 to 933 and encodes 310 amino acids. The transcript has a single exon.
AUGGCUAGCCCAAUUCACUCCGAGAAGAGCCCAGCAGCCUUCGUGAGCAGCCCACCUCCAAUAAGCAGCGCCAGCAGCAGCAGCGCCCAACAUGAAAUACGCCAGCCCCCUCGAAACCCGAGCUAUAGCAUGCCCCGAGGCUUCGACAAGCUCCUCCACCACGCACCCGAAUCAUCACCAGAACCCCCUCCACGACGCCCCUCCACACAAUCCCGCUACCAUCUCCACGUCCGCCAACAACCCAUGGCAGCAAGAGCCUGCGGUGCCGGCGAUAGAGACAGACGCCCCGUCGAUCCACCCCCAAUAGUCCAAAUCCUCCUCACAGACUUCGACCCCGACUCCCAAGAUGACCGAGACAUCCUACAAGAUCCGCGCUUCACAGUGGGCUGCCUCCUCUUCCCCGUCCCAGAUACAACGGUCUGGACCCCAUCAUCAGAAGCCGAAUCCGCCGAACGCGACGCCGACGGCGUCGCCCGCGCAGAUGACUCCUUCUCCACCCCUUUACUCUCCGGAAAAGCCUUCAUGUCCCCCUUCUUCGUGGACGCAGACCCAGACCCAAACUCCGCACCAACCCACCCCUCCUCCUCCUCAGAAGACACCCACACCCAUACCCACCCUCCAUCCCAAUCCCUCCGCAAUGCCUCAAAACUAAACCAACCCGCCACAUUCUUCAUCUUCGCAGACCUAUCCAUCCGCUCGGCGGGUCUGUAUAGACUCCAAUUCCGAUUAAUGAAUUGGGGUUCUGUGGAGGAUACGGGUCAAUCUAUGCCUAUACUUGCGGAGGCUUGGUCAGACCCGUUUAGGGUGUAUGCGGCUAAGGAUUUUCCUGGGAUGAGGGAUUCGUCGAUUCUUGCGGAGGGAUUGAAGGAGUUGGGGUUUGUGGAGUUGAAGACUAGGGGGAAUGGGAAGGGGAAGGGGAGGAAGAGGGGAUGA